This is a messenger RNA of Tricharina praecox, 1070 nucleotides long. RefSeq lists its product as uncharacterized. The coding region runs from base 375 to 824 and encodes 149 amino acids. The transcript has a single exon. Lineage: Eukaryota; Fungi; Ascomycota; Pezizomycetes; Pezizales; Pyronemataceae. The record is from RefSeq and is a predicted model, not a curated record.
GUCUUGAAAAGUGGUGCAGCCCGACCACGAAACGAACGAACGAACGGCAGCAUGCGAGAUCGCGAAGCAGCUCUGGCGAUCUGCGCAGAAUCCACGCUACGCUGCAGUAGAGGUGCUAUAAACAGGCGAAACCGGGUCGGAGGACGGUGUCCGUUGGGAGUGCGACAAGUGGGAGGAGAAGACCGGUGAGUGCGGUAGGUGGGUAGAGUACUAUCGCGACGAAACGUGUUGUGCUCUCUUCUUUUUUUGUUUCGCAUGGUCGGAUGGGCGGAAGGUGGAAGGACGGAUGAACACAGACUUCAGUACAGGUGUGUAUAAAUUAUUGUAGGUGUGUCAAACAGAGUGAAAAUUUUCCAAACACAUGCACACCGAGUAUGAGUGGUGAGUAUCUACCAGUCAGUUACAUCCGGAUCUCCUCCCACUGCCUCCCCCUCCUCCCACUGCCUCCACCCUCCCCCUUCCCCUUCCCCUUCCCCUCCAUCACCCACCUAAUACCUAUAAUCCUCCUCCUCCUCCCAGUACUCAGGCGCCUCCACUACCGUAGUAUCGACCAAAUCGCCAUUGCGGUACUGCACGCGCUGAUUCCGCUCAUCGACGGGUCGCUGGGAGUUGGCGAUCGCGAUCGCGCCCGAGCGCACCUUGUUCUGGAUGCUGUCGACGUCGAAGGCCGCGGCGGCUUUGUUGGGGGCCGGGCGGCGCUGUGCUGGCCCCGCUGCUGGCCCCGCUGCUGGUCGUGGUACUGCGACUGCAAUCGCCGUAGAAGCAUAUAUGAGCGCGAGCAGCAUGAAAUAUGGGUUGCACUGCAUGGUGGGUAUUAUGUUUGACUGGACUGGGCGGGCGCGCGUGUGGGGGCGGGUAGAGAGGGAAUUAUUGGGAGGGGGGAGGGGAGACCGCGGACGAGGGAGACGCGGGCUUUAUGCCGCCGUCGCCCGGGCCGUUCCGGAGGGGAUUGGGUGGAGGGAAGGAGGUGACAGGCGGAGAGAGAGAGAGUUUGGUUGCGCAAGCACACUCUCCACCACCACUACCGUAAACUCUGCGAGUCGAGGGGUGAACUCAUUGCACACGUACGG